AUGGCAUCGUAUCCUACAGGGUAUGUUAGCCUAUUAACAAGCCAAAUCGGUGAAUUUAGCACUCCAGGGUUUGAGAACCUCUCAGGUUCUCAAUCCAUAGACCUCGACUCAGCUGGUCUUCCAGCUUUUAGCAGCCAGUCCUCAGAGGCACCCACUGUCAAAGAGAGGAGGAAAUGGUCUCCGAAGGAGGACGUUAUUCUCAUAAGCGCUUGGCUCAACACUAGCAAGGAUCCAAUCGUUGGGAAUGAGCAAAAGUUGGGGACUUUUUGGUCAAGGAUCCUCCAGUACUACAACUCAAGUGUUCAACAUGCUGGGUUUUCCCCUAGGGAGCUAGGUCAGUGCAAGCAAAGGUGGGGGAGGCUUAAUGACUUAACCUGCAAAUUCUGUGGUUGCUAUGAUGCGUCAUUGAGGGGCCAAGCAAGCGGUGAGAAUGAGAAUGAUGUGAUGAAGAGAGCACUCGACUUUUUCUUCAGUGACCAUGGUUGUAAGUUCACUAUGGAGCAUGCUUGGAGAGAGCUAAGGCAUGACCAGAAAUGGUGCUCUUUGGCUAAGCAUGGCAAUCUUGCUACACCGAAGUGGAAGACUGGUGAAGGCGAAGAGGAGGUCCCUGGUGCUAGGCCUCCGGGUAUCAAGGCUGCUAAAGCGGCUAAGAAAAAGAAAGGUGUUCAAGAGGAGUCUAAACCCACAGAGAUAAAAAGUGUGCUGGAGAUGAAAGACAAACUGAACAAGCAAAAGUUGCUUGAGAAGUUGCUUGAGAAGCGUGACCCUCUUUCAGAAAUGGAAGAGUCACUUAAACUUAAACUGAUGUCUGAAAUGUUAGGAUAA
Messenger RNA from Raphanus sativus (radish), 825 nucleotides. Its product is annotated as glutathione S-transferase T3-like. The coding region runs from base 1 to 825 and encodes 274 amino acids. Lineage: Eukaryota; Viridiplantae; Streptophyta; Magnoliopsida; Brassicales; Brassicaceae. The transcript has a single exon. The record is from RefSeq and is a predicted model, not a curated record.